GAAGUGUGUAUGAGCAAACAGGACAGUACAAGUACAAUUAGGAUACGAAGAUAGGACAGGAAGAAAGGGCGUGACGACCAUUUAUUGCCCCAUUCCAUGCCCAAGCCCUCUCAUUCCUGGCCCUCCCUCACCUUACCUUGGAAAAACGGUAGAUCACUCCCCCUCAUCACCUUACUCACCCCCUCCAUGCAGAACCACUCACAACGAAAAUCAGCACGCGAUCAACACCGUUUCGCAAUAAUUGGCGAAAUAAUAAAUGCGAUUCGACGAAUGAUGCAAUUUCAGCGCCAUGACGUCGACUUGUUGGGGUGUUUCCAGGGUGUGCUGGCGAGGUGGGUGAUUGGGCGUGGAACAAGGGCUUGUCACGUGAACCGCGCUCAAGCGAGCCCCUUGAUUCGAUGACCUUGCGCCAGGCGGCUGGGUCUGGCCGAGUGAAGGCAGGAGAGGGAUGAAAGUAAAGCACGAAGUAU
This is a messenger RNA of Hyaloscypha bicolor E, 470 nucleotides long. RefSeq lists its product as uncharacterized. The record is from RefSeq and is a predicted model, not a curated record. Lineage: Eukaryota; Fungi; Ascomycota; Leotiomycetes; Helotiales; Hyaloscyphaceae. The transcript has a single exon. Bases 97 to 402 code for a protein of 101 amino acids.